Molecule: messenger RNA, 2837 nt
Organism: Megalops cyprinoides (Indo-Pacific tarpon)
Lineage: Eukaryota; Metazoa; Chordata; Actinopteri; Elopiformes; Megalopidae
Gene: plod1a
Product: procollagen-lysine, 2-oxoglutarate 5-dioxygenase 1a
Exons: 19
Coding region: 119-2329 (736 amino acids)
Biological process (GO): peptidyl-lysine hydroxylation
Cellular component (GO): endoplasmic reticulum
Molecular function (GO): L-ascorbic acid binding; procollagen-lysine 5-dioxygenase activity; iron ion binding
Source: RefSeq, a predicted model, not a curated record
UUGUGCUAACCCUCGCAGUCUGAGUGGAGACCGACAAAUAAGAGAAGGCAAGCGUAGUUUUCACAUAAUACAUAGACUAUAACUACAGCCGUGGAGCUUCUGGAGUGAAUGGGACAGGAUGCUUAAAAUGAGAACACUAGUUUUGACACUUUUUUGUGGCGUCUGGUUCGCUGCAUUUUUCGCAGAGAUAAGUUGUGAAGAUGAGCGUCCAAUACCCGAAGACAAACUUCUCGUGUUGACUGUGGCGACGAAGGAGACAGAUGGCUUCCGGCGCUUUUUGAGGUCUGCUAGGCACUUUAAUUACACAAUCAAGGUGUUGGGAAGGGGGGAGAAAUGGAGAGGUGGGGACUACAUGUCGGCGCCCGGGGGAGGCCAGAAAGUGCGCCUUCUCAAAUCGGCCCUGGAAAAAAUGAAGGAGGAGGACCGGGUUGUCCUGUUCAUUGACAGCUAUGAUGUUGUCUUUGCCUCGGGCCCGAAAGAGCUGCUGAAAAAGUUCCAACAGGCCAGGCACAAGGUGGUGUUCUCUGCAGAGACCCUCAUCUGGCCAGAUCGCCACCUGGAGGACAAGCACCCGCACUUCAGGGAGGGCAAGAGGUUCCUAGGCUCUGGAGGAUUCAUUGGUUAUGCGCCUAACCUCAAAGAGAUGGUUGCAGACUGGACAGGAAAAGACAAUGAGAGCGAUCAGCUUUUUUUUACCAAGAUUUAUAUCGACCCAGAAAAGAGGAAAUCUAUAAAUAUAACCGUGGACAACAAAUGCAGAUUGUUUCAGAAUCUUCAUGGAGCGCUAGAUGAGGUGGUGCUGAAGUUUGAGGAUGGGCGGGUGCGAGCGAGGAAUGUGCUGUAUGAUACUCUGCCUGUUAUUGUCCAUGGCAACGGGCCCACGAAGCUCCAGAUAAACUACCUGGGCAACUACAUUCCCAGGUCAUGGACAUUUGAGACAGGCUGCACUAUAUGUGAUGAGGACCAGAGGCCGCUGUCAGGGCUCAAGGAGAGCGAUUACCCGCUGGUAGUCAUAGGAAUCUUCAUCCAGCAGCCCACCCCUUUCGUCACAGUGUUCUUCGAGCGCCUGCUGAAACUCAAAUACCCCAAAGACAGACUGAAGCUCUUCAUUUACAAUCACGAACCACACCAUGAAAAACACGUCAGCACUUUCCUGAAGGAUCAUGGGACAGAGUACCAGGCGGUGAAAGUGAUUGGUCCAGAGGAGGAGAUAGAUAGCAUAGCAUCACGCAAUAUAGGAUUUGAUGUUUGCCGUCAGGACAGCGACUGCGAGUAUUUUUUCAGCAUAGAUGUGGAAGUGGUUCUAAAGAACGCUGACACCCUCAAGAUUCUCAUUGAGCAGAAUCAGCCCAUCAUCGCCCCCAUGAUCACCAGGCCAGGCAGACUAUGGACCAACUUCUGGGGCGCACUCAGUGCUGACGGGUACUACGCCCGGUCCGAGGACUACGUGGACAUCGUGCAGGGACACAGGGUUGGCAUCUGGAACGUCCCUUACAUAUCCCACGUGUUCCUGGUGAAGGGCAGCGUCCUCAAGACUGACCUCUCUGCCAGCGACCUCUUCUAUUCUGAAACCUUGGACCCUGACAUGGCCUUCUGCCACAACGUGCGAAACCAGGGAGUCUUCAUGUUUGUCAGCAACAGACACAAAUUUGGACGUAUACUGUCCACGGAAAACUACCAGACCACUCACCUGCACAAUGACCUCUGGCAGAUCUUCGAAAACCCGCUGGACUGGGAAGAACGUUACAUUCAUGCAAAUUACAGUCGGAUAAUGAAAGACAAUCUGAUAGAAACUCCAUGUCCUGAUGUGUACUGGUUUCCCAUAUUCACUGACGUUGCCUGUAAUCACCUUGUGGAAGAAAUGGAACAUUUCGGAAAGUGGUCUGGAGGCGGCAAUGUAGACACAAGGAUCCAAGGAGGUUAUGAAAAUGUGCCCACAAUUGACAUCCACAUGAAUCAGGUUAACUAUGAGAAAGAAUGGCAGAAAUUCUUACUGGAGUACGUAGCUCCCAUCACAGAGAAAAUGUACCCAGGAUAUUACACAAAGGCUCAGUUUGAUUUGGCCUUUGUAGUUAGAUAUAAACCAGAUGAACAGCCGUAUUUAAGGCCCCAUCAUGACGCAUCAACCUUUACUAUAAAUAUUGCACUCAACCAAAUGGGGAGUGAUUACCAGGGUGGGGGAUGCCGGUUUUUGCGAUACAACUGUUCCAUCCAGGCCCCACGCAAAGGGUGGGCCCUAAUGCACCCGGGGCGUCUAACCCACUACCAUGAAGGGCUCCCCACGACUGCGGGCGUCCGAUACAUCGCUGUCUCCUUCGUGGACCCCUGAAACAGCCUGUGCCUCUUCACUUAUUCUUUUAAUCUUAUUUUAAUCAUGUCAGCUUUUUUGCUAAAGACACAGGAGAACUCAGGCCAAAUUCACCCAUAAGCCAGAAGAGCUCAACCAAAGACUUGAAGGGGGGGCGGGGGACUUUGGCGAAGAAAUUCUGCUGCAAAAGGCAGUUGUAUGUUUUGAUGAAAUUGUGCUUUUAGUGUGUAAAUGAAAUGUUUCUCGAGUUUUUUGUUGUUCAAAACUUUGCCUGUAUUGUACUGGAGCAUUGUAUGUCAUUUGUCUAGACACUCCUAACUCAGGCAUUUUGCUGUUGAGAUAUACUAUGCAGUUUGCUAGUGGAUAAGGAUAAUCAGUGUACGAGAAGACUCUGAUAUUUAUUUCUUUUUAAAUGAUGCAUAUGUAAUAUUGAGAAAGUUACAAAGAAUCAAGAUUUAAUGUGCCUUUUUGUUGUGUGAUAGACUUUCUACACACAGACCCCCAGACCAGAGAACUUUAGGCAUUUUAU